Emiliania huxleyi CCMP1516 is the source of this 1311-nucleotide messenger RNA. RefSeq lists its product as hypothetical. The transcript has 4 exons. The record is from RefSeq and is a predicted model, not a curated record. Lineage: Eukaryota; Haptophyta; Isochrysidales; Noelaerhabdaceae. Bases 1 to 1311 code for a protein of 436 amino acids.
AUGAAUGACAGCGAGGCGUGGGAGGCUCGGCGGCGGUCCGUCCUCGGCACCGAUGGCCCGUCGGCGUCCGAGGGUGCCCGGAUGCGCCGGUCGCGGUCCUGGCGCGAGCCCGGCGCCUCCACCGGGUACGUCCCGGCCGUCAACGACAGCGAUCACUGGGAGAAUACGCGGAGGACCGUGCGAGGAGAGGCGGUGCAGCCACCGGUUGUGCGCGCUCAGACCACGCGCCAUUCGCUCGCCGCGCGCGAUCUGGACGCGGGCGGCCCGUCCGCGGCUCGCGGCAGGCAGCCGACAACCUUUCUGCAGCAGGACGAGGCGGGGCAGGAGCGGCAAGCACGGGUGGUGCGACGCGGGCGGUUUCGAAAGUUCCGGCUGCUCAUCCUCUUCAUGUCGCUCCUCGGGAUUGGCUUUCUCUUCGCCACUCCGCGCGGCGGGGUGAGCGGAUUUGGGCGCCGCUCCAACCAGUACGUGCAGCACAUCGUCGAAAAGGGGAAGUCGUGGACGGCGACGCAGCUGGAGUUCGUGCAGCGAUGGCAGUACGGGAUGCAGCUCUUCGACCUCUACUCCGCCGUGAGGCGCGGCCAGUGGCCCGCCUCGGCGUGCGAGGAGGAGGGCUGGAGCUGUCUACGAGCUCUCCGGGAGCCGUUGGCUGUAGGCAGCGUGCAGCCCGGCGAGCUGAUCGCGGACCAGCCGGCCCCCUGCACCGGGGAGGCGGAGCACCUCUUCUCGAGCUCGCUGUGGCAGUCCGUCUCGAAGCUCGCCAAGAAGGGGCGGCUGCAGGGCGCCGACGACACGCGGUGGGAGUUGCUCAACCGGGCGAGUCAAGGCGGCGGUUUCGUCGCCGUCUCUUGGCGCUCCACCGUAGAGCGCCUCUUCUGCUGGAGCCUUCCCGGAGCCUUCUCGGAACCUUCCCGAAGGCGCUCGACCUUCCUCGACUACCUCUUCUCGUGGAACGCGACCUGGAGCGAUUUUGCGCACGGAGCCCGCCCCUUCGGCUCGAGCCGCCCCUCCCGUCCCGUGAGCAACUAUCUGGCGACUCGGCUCGCUCUGUCGGCCACAGGCGUCUACGUCGGCGCGCUGUCUGCGCGCACCUUCCGGUCUAGCGACGCGACGGCGCUGCGCGCAGAGAUGCUGCCGCCUGGCCCUCCGCCAGACGGGCCGCGCCGCGGGGUCAGCGGCGUCGAGCUCGCGAGAGUGCGGCUGCGCGCGCCCGGCCGGCUUGGCGUCGACGGCGCGGACGACUGGAUGGGAGGGGCGCGGUUUAUUGUCAUCGACCCGGAGACGGGCGCCCCCGCGCACGGCUCGGACUAG